This is a messenger RNA of Hemicordylus capensis (graceful crag lizard), 1956 nucleotides long. RefSeq names its product T-box transcription factor 22 (gene TBX22). Bases 1 to 1500 code for a protein of 499 amino acids. The transcript is spliced from 8 exons. Gene Ontology annotation, biological process: regulation of transcription by RNA polymerase II; cell fate specification; positive regulation of DNA-templated transcription. Lineage: Eukaryota; Metazoa; Chordata; Lepidosauria; Squamata; Cordylidae. The record is from RefSeq and is a predicted model, not a curated record. Gene Ontology annotation, cellular component: nucleus. Gene Ontology annotation, molecular function: RNA polymerase II cis-regulatory region sequence-specific DNA binding; DNA-binding transcription factor activity, RNA polymerase II-specific.
AUGGCUCUCAGCUCCAGGGCGCACGCUUUCUCUGUGGAAGUUUUGGUCGGCAGUUCUGCAAAACAUAAACUCCGAGACCUGGAAGAGGAGCGCUCCGAGAAGGAAGCCGAGGGCACUGUCCGCAGAAGCCAGGCGCCAGAAAAGAAACGCAAAGGGGAAAUGCCGGCGGCGGCUUCUCUCUCCGAGGAAACCAGAGAGGCAGCUGGCGAGAUCCAGGUGGACUUGCAAGGGUCGGAACUCUGGAAGAGGUUUCACGAGAUCGGCACCGAGAUGAUCAUUACCAAAGCCGGGAGGAGGAUGUUUCCCUCGGUCAGAGUGAAAGUGAAAGGGCUGGACCCCCUGAAGCAGUAUUACAUCGCCAUCGACGUGGUCCCCGUGGACUCCAAAAGAUACAGGUACGUCUACCACAGUUCCCAGUGGAUGGUGGCUGGGAACACGGACCACUCCUGCAUCACUCCCCGCCUCUACAUCCACCCGGAUUCUCCUUGCUCCGGAGAGACCUGGAUGCGGCAGAUCAUCAGCUUCGAUCGGGUGAAACUGACCAACAAUGAGAUGGACGACAAAGGGCAUAUCAUUCUCCAGUCCAUGCACAAAUACAAGCCCAGAGUCCAUGUCAUUGUCCAGGAUUCCCGAUUUGAUCUUUCCCAGAUCCAGUCUCUGCCAGCAGCAGGAGUCCAGACCUUCUCCUUCAAAGAAACUGAAUUCACAACUGUCACAGCUUAUCAGAACCAGCAGAUUACUAAACUGAAAAUAGACCGGAAUCCCUUUGCUAAAGGAUUUAGAGACCCUGGAAGAAACAGAGGAGUAUUGGACGGACUUCUGGAAUCAUAUCCGUGGCGACCAUCGCUUACUCUGGAUUUUAAGCCUUUUGGUGCAGAAACUCAGGGCAGAAGUCCUGGCUCGUCCCCUGUGACCCCCAACGGGGGGACCCCCUCUCCACUCAACGCCCUCCUUUCCCCAUCUUGUUCUCCUCCAACAUUCCACCUGUCGGCAUCCAACCUUGGAGUCACCUGCCCGGACGCUUACCUCCACCAUCUCAGUCUUCCCAUCUGCUACAAGCUUUGUCCCACCGGCCUCCUGAGGCCGCCCUCGUUGAUGUUCCCGAGCCACGAGAAACUGGGGAGUGCCACUAGCCCUCACCUUUUGCCUCACUUCAUGGUGGAGAUGCCCACCCUCUCCUCCCUGAGCAUUGCUAGCGUCAAACAUGGGAAAGUGGACGACUUGAAUGGACAGAACCUGCAGAGACCCAGCUCUGCUGGCCAUAUGUUAUACGGCUUGCACGCAUCUGGAAAUAUUUUCCCAUCCGGCCCCAUUACCCGGGAUGCCCUUAAUUGUGCUCUGCAUCCUCCCUAUGGUUUCUAUGGCUAUAACUUGUCUGUGCCUUCGAGACUGAUGAACACGGCAGGCCAUUUCAAAGCAAACGACAGCAUUCCGUCCCCGAUCCGAGAAAGCAGGUGCCACCACCCACAUUGGCCUUCUACAAUGAACCACUGCCUCUGAUGGGACUCCUAACCCUUCGAAAACCAUGAUGUAUAAAAGCCUACGCACAUCCUCUCUUUGAUUCGUCCCCCAAGACUGAUGGAUUGUUGACCCUGGAUCUCUUCACAACAUGAGGGUUGCCUGUCUCAUUGACCUGGGGGGUCACUUUUGUCCAAUAAUUGCACAGAAUGCAGAGGACCGCAGAACCGCCCAAAGCAGAAAGGCUUUGUGUGUGUGUCACCGCUGCUAAUUUAUUCUGUUGUUUUCAGGACUCGAGUUCCUAGUCAAUCUCUCCUUUUGAUAUUUGCACUUUGCAACAGAACUUAAGCAUCUCAAGAUUACUGAAAUGUAAAGCGAUCUGAAUAUUAUUCUUGUGAGACUCUGUAUCCCUCUCUUUCCUCUAAAGUUUUCUUUAGAGACCUUUUGCAUACCUAAAUGGAUGCCACUGAUCUUUGAGAGGACUAUGUCCUGUCCCUA